Messenger RNA from Paramacrobiotus metropolitanus, 1563 nucleotides. RefSeq names its product BTB/POZ domain-containing protein 6-B-like. Gene Ontology annotation, biological process: neurogenesis. The coding region runs from base 261 to 1499 and encodes 412 amino acids. Gene Ontology annotation, molecular function: protein binding. The record is from RefSeq and is a predicted model, not a curated record. The transcript is spliced from 6 exons. Gene Ontology annotation, cellular component: cytosol. Lineage: Eukaryota; Metazoa; Tardigrada; Eutardigrada; Parachela; Macrobiotidae.
GCCAUCAAGCAGUAAACUAAACCCAAUAACAAAUUCCUGGCUUUCUUUAUUUUAUGACUGUUUAUCGGUAUCUUCGUAAAUUUUUGUGCAAGCUUUCUCAAAUCUUGGUCAUUCUCAUGACACUGUCAGAUGCGGAUUUGACGCAAGGCUCUGUGCCCGUGUGUUUUCACUGAUCCAAAGGGUUCUUCGUGCUCCAUCUCGCCUACGGUAAGCGGUAUACCGUGGCCAACCAACUUUUCCUACAAUCAUCUUGAAGAAUCAUGGCCCGGAAUCCGUCAUCGUCCACUGCUCCCGCACAACCCGUGCCAGGACUGGUCGACAGCCUUAAAGAGUGGCUGGUCAGUGGAGAGUUGAGUGAUGCGCAGUUUACAGUGGGUCGUCACUUCGGACCAGCCAAACUUUAUCACGUUCAUAAGUUUGUUCUGUGUCUGCGUAGUCCCGUAUUUCGUGCCAUGUUCCAUGGAAGUUUGCCCGAAAACACUGCAGCGGUUAUUGACAUUCCGGAUGUUUCUCCCGUUGCGUUCGGCAAUAUGCUCAGUUUCAUGUACACGGACAUGGUGGAGUCUCUGCAUGUGGACAACGUCUGCCAGACGUGGUCGUGCGCGGACAAGUACGAUCUGCCGUUGCUGAUGGAGAAAUGCAGCUGUUUUGUUAGCACCCAUUUGAAAGUGGACAACUGCUUAACCCUCUUGGAAAAUGGAGUUCAUAGCCAUGCCGAGAAACUUGUGGAGCGUUGCCUCGAAUUUGUGGAUCAGUCCGCUGACGUCAUCGUCCCAUCGAAGGCCUUUGCGGCCAUUGAACAGGGGACACUUAUUCUGCUUCUGCAGCGUGACACGCUGUCUACGACCGAGCAUGCGGUAUAUUUGGCUGUUGAGAGAUGGGCGCGGAAGGCGUGCAAUUCCCGCAACAUGGAUCCAUCCGCCACCAAUCGUCGUCAGAUGCUGGGUGAAGCGUUAUUUCUCGUGCGCUUUCCACAGCUGACGAACACACAGUUAGCUGAUGGGCCCGUCAAGAGCGGCUUACUGCUCCACUCGGAGUUACACGACCUUUACCAGUAUAAAUUCGCCACGGGCAAACCAGCGCUGCCCUUCUCCACGAAACCUCGCCGCAUCUAUUGUCAUCGUGUCGGAGACGUGACAUUCCGGCAUAAGGAGCCAGUGUUUGUCGGUGAGGCGGAUCGGGUUCACUGGGUCCCAGCGGAAAUCAUCGGCGUUCGUCAGAAUGAGUUUCUCUACAUGAGCCGCAGUUGUGUUCAUUCUGCUGAUGGAGAGACGGCAGUCAGCUGGAAUAUCGUGCGAGCUGCCGAUAUUCUCCACCCAGGCCAAGAUGUGGUGGCCAAACUGUUCGAGGACGGAUUGUGUAAGGUGAAGUACGAUCGAGCGCACGAACAUAUCCGGCACAUUGUUAAUUACCGUGGUCGACAGUAUGCUGUUGCCUUCCACCGUUUGCUGUUUACAAAUCGUCAAAUCACGGAAUUCAUGGCCAACACAGAGAUAUGAGGCUGGAAUGUACUGGGAUGUUGUUGCGCAUGAGGGUUCUUGUAUGUAACGGUUUAAUAACGGA